This is a messenger RNA of Manihot esculenta (cassava), 2167 nucleotides long. Its product is annotated as RNA polymerase II C-terminal domain phosphatase-like 4. Gene Ontology annotation, cellular component: nucleus. Gene Ontology annotation, molecular function: RNA polymerase II CTD heptapeptide repeat phosphatase activity. The record is from RefSeq and is a predicted model, not a curated record. Lineage: Eukaryota; Viridiplantae; Streptophyta; Magnoliopsida; Malpighiales; Euphorbiaceae. The transcript has 8 exons. The coding region runs from base 864 to 2075 and encodes 403 amino acids.
AGCUUUUCUUGAUGCAGAGUUGGAUUCUAUAUCUUCAGACUCAUCACCAAAUGAAGAAGAAGUUAAUGAUGAAUUCAAUUCUGAUUCAUCAGACUCAUCACCAAAUGAAGAAGCUGAGAAUGAUUCUGAAAUUGAGAGCCAGAGAAAGAAGCAAAGCGAUGCUGGGAUUUUCUACGUAUUUACAAAGAAAUAUAGAUAAAAAGGUGUAGAGUGGAGACAGUGGAGAACAUAGAGGAUCCUAAAGGAUCAACUUCUCAUGGUUCCCUAGAGCAGAACUUAGGUAAACUUCCUUUUUCUUCUUCUUUUAAAUAAAUGUUUGGUUGUGGUCUUUUAGUCCACCUGUACCCUACUAUCCAUGGACUUCUUGGCCACCAAUUGCUUAGCGUUAAAAUAUUUGGAUCUGAUUAUUCAACUGUUAAGAACAUUAUUUUUUUUUCUUUAUUCGAUUUAUUAUGAAAUUUGCUUGAUUUAGUAAAAGCUGAAGGAAUGUGCAAAUGCAGGAAUUAAAGAACAGAUUUGAAUUGGAUAAAAUCAAUAAAUUCAUGCUGAUGGUUUUGAACUUUUAUAGCCAGUAUAGUUGGUAACUGUAAGGUUAAGGAAUUAUCCCGAUUAAGUUUGUUUUCUUCAGAAGUUGGAUUGAUGCUAUCAACCUUGCUGAUUGUUUUAAUGUUUAAGGAUUUUUGAAUUGGUAAUUGUUUUUCAUGUGGCGGUGAGGGAAAGUUCAGAAAUAUAUCAUCUGGUUUAGCAAUUUGUCACUUGAAAGAAAAUGUUCACGUCAUUUUAGUAUCAGGAGAUUCCAUUUAUUGUUGGUUAGUGCAUUUUGGUUUGGUGUUUAUGUUUCUUCAACCAGCAGCUUAAAAUGUAUGUAUCAUUUUCAUUCCAUGAUUGUCUUUGACUUGAACAUGUUCUAUGUUGGUUUCAAACUACUUCUGACCUGUUGUUAUUUAGAAGUGUCCUCAAGUAAGGAUGCCUGCACACAUCCAGGAUCUUUUGGAGACAUGUGCAUACUCUGUGGGCAAAUGUUGAAUGAGGAAACUGGUGGUGUAACAUUUGGAUACAUACAUAAGGGGUUAAGGCUUGGUAACGAUGAAAUUGUGCGGUUACGUAGAACAGAUAUGAAGAAUUUGUUACGCCAGAAAAAGCUUUACUUGGUUCUUGAUUUAGACCAUACGUUGCUUAAUUCUACUCGGCUUAUGCAUAUAACAUUAGAAGAGGAAUAUCUAUAUAGUCAAAUAGAUUCUUUGCAAGAUGUUUCAAAAGGUAGCCUCUUCAAGUUGGACUUCUUGCAAAUGAUGACCAGAUUAAGGCCCUUUGUACGUAUGUUUCUCAAGGAAGCAAGUCAAAUGUUUGAGAUGUACAUAUACACAAUGGGUGAUAGAGCAUAUGCAAUGGAAAUGGCAAAGCUGCUUGAUCCUAGAAGAGAGUACUUUGAUGCUAGAGUUAUUUCACGUGAUGAUGGAACUCAGAGACAUCAAAAAGGUCUUGAUAUUGUGCUGGGGCAAGAAAAUGCUGUUCUGAUCCUCGAUGAUACAGAAACUGCAUGGACAAAGCAUAAAGGCAAUUUGAUAUUAAUGGAAAGAUAUCACUUUUUCGCUUCAAGUUGUCAUCAAUUUGGCUUCAAUUGUAAAUCUCUUUCUGAGCUAAAGAGUGAUGAGAGUGACAGGGAUGGAGCGCUUGCAUCUGUUCUUAAAGUUCUAAGGAAAAUUCACCAUAUGUUCUUUGAUGAGCUGGUGGACAAUCUUGAUGACAGAGACGUGAGACAGGUUUUGAAAAUUGUUCGGAAGGAUGUGCUGAAGGGAUGUAAAAUUGUCUUCACUCGAGUAUUUCCCACCCAAUUCCAGGCUGAUAAUCAUCAUCUCUGGAAGAUGGCUGAGCAGUUGGGAGCCACAUGCUCCAGGGACCUUGACACAUCAGUUACACAUGUGGUCUCCCAGGAUGCUGGGACUGAGAAGUCUCGUUGGGCUCUGAAGAACAAGAAGUUUUUGGUCCAUCCACGUUGGAUAGAGGCUGCAAACUAUCUGUGGCAAAGGCAGCCUGAAGAGAAUUUCCCUGUCAACCAACCAAAAAAUCAUUAGUUAAUAUCUUCGUAUAGCUGUAAACCAUUUUUGUAGUAAAAACCAAUUGAUCGUCUGGAGGUCUGGUUCCUGUUGGGAUUUUGGUUUCGAUG